This is a messenger RNA of Neltuma alba, 1911 nucleotides long. RefSeq names its product probable acyl-activating enzyme 6. The record is from RefSeq and is a predicted model, not a curated record. The transcript has a single exon. NCBI's taxonomy places the organism in Eukaryota, Viridiplantae, Streptophyta, Magnoliopsida, Fabales, Fabaceae. The coding region runs from base 40 to 1686 and encodes 548 amino acids.
GAAGCAAAUAAUUGAGUCUUCGUCUUCAUCAUCGUCGAUAUGGAAUAUCUCAAGCCAGGCUCUGCAAACUCUUCUCCUCUCACUCCUUUAGGUUUUCUCGAAAGAGCCUCCACCGUCUACGGCGACUGCAAUUCCAUCAUCUAUAAUAACACCACUUUCACGUGGUCGCAAACCCACCGUCGCUGUCUCCAACUAGCUUCCUCUCUUUCCUCCAUCGGAAUCCGCCGUGGCCAUGUCGUGUCCGUCGUGGCACCCAACAUCCCCGCCAUGUACGAGCUCCACUUUGCAGUUCCCUUCGCCGGCGCCGUCCUCAACAACAUCAACACCCGCCUGGACGCUCGCACCAUCUCCGUCAUACUCCGCCAUGGUGAAUCCAAGCUCGUCUUCGUGGAUUGCCUCUCUCGCGCUCUGGUACUAGACGCCGUCUCCUUGCUGCCGCCGGAGACUCAACGCCCUAUCCUUAUACUCAUUACUGACGACUCAGUGGGACCCACAUCAUUGGAGGGAUUCUUCGACACCUACGAGGCGUUGCUGGCGAAGGGUGACCCGAAUUUCCAGUGGGUCCGACCCAAAAGCGAGUGGGAUCCGAUGCUCUUGAAUUACACGUCCGGUACGACUUCGUCUCCGAAGGGGGUGGUUCAUUGCCACCGAGGGACCUUCGUGAUGACCGUAGAUUCUCUGAUCGACUGGGCCGUUCCCAAACAACCGGUCUACCUUUGGACACUAAAUAUGUUCCACUCUAAUGGUUGGAGCUUCCCGUGGGGAAUGGCAGCAGUCGGAGGAACCAAUAUCUGCGUCCGUAAGUUUAAUGCCGCCACCGUGUUCGCUCUCAUCGAACGCCACGGCGUCACACACAUGUGCGCCGCCCCGGUGGUGCUCAACAUGUUAACAAACUCCCCGAGAGUAAAACCUCUAAGAAGGCCCGUUCAGGUCCUCACGGGUGGAGCGCCGCCACCUGCGGCAGUGCUGCACCGAACGGAAGCGUUAGGAUUUGUUGUUACUCACGGGUAUGGGCUGACAGAAGUACUCGGGGUGGUGGUUUCAUGUGCGUGGAAGCCUGGGUGGAACUUACUGCCGGCGACGGAGAGGGCACGGUUGAAGGCGAGGCAGGGGGUGAGAACAAUCGGGCUGACGGAGGUGGACGUUGUGGUUUCAGAUUCAGGUAAAAGCGUUAAACGCGAUGGGUCAACCCUCGGUGAAGUGGUUCUUCGAGGUGGAUGCGUCAUGUUGGGUUACUUGAAGGAUCCAGCUGCGAACUCCAAGUGCUUCAAGAAUGGUUGGUUCUACACCGGUGAUGUUGGAGUGAUGCACCCAGAUGGAUACUUAGAGAUUAAAGAUCGAUCUAAGGAUGUGAUCAUAAGCGGUGGCGAGAAUGUGAGCAGCGUGGAAGUCGAAUCGGUGCUGUACAGCAACCCGGCGGUGAACGAGGCAGCGGUGGUGGCGAGACCGGAUGAGUUCUGGGGAGAGACGCCGUGCGCGUUCGUGAGCCUGAGGGAGGGAUUGGAGAAGAAGCCGACGGAGAAGGAGAUAAUGGAGUAUUGCAGAGGGAGGAUGCCGCGGUUCAUGGUGCCCAAGACGGUGGUGUUCAAGGAGGAUCUUCCCAAGACUUUGACUGGUAAGAUUCAGAAGUUCAUUCUGAGAAAAGAAGCCAAAGAUAUGGGAAGCUUGAAACAUAGCAGACUGUGAUCGAUGAAGAUGAUGAUGAGAUUAAAGCGAGGAAAAACGAUGAAGGAAACUGUUUGAGCCGAAGAUAUGCAUAAAACUUAUAUACAACACUCGUGGAAAAAUGGGUAGAUCUCAUAACAGGUUAUGAUUGGAGAAAAAUUGAUAUUUUAACGACAAUAUGGCAACGCAAAUUUUAUUUACAUGGUGCUUCUGUAAUUUAUAGAUGUUAUAAUAAUUUUUAAUUUG